GCUUGACUGCGGUGCGGUAUCGGCAUGUGAGGUCUAGUUUGGACUUGUCAGGUUGCCUUUGUGUAUUGUUGGUUAGGAGUGAUUUGUGUUAGCCGAUAAGCUGAAGUUGGAGAAAAAGUUUCACAGGUGCUGCAGCUGAUAUAGCAAAUGUUCCAAUAUGGAUGCAGGAUCACAUCAGCAGGGAGAUGAUGAGGAUGAUGUCUUGCCAUCUUUACAAACAGUCACGAAUUUUGAUGAUGGAAAUGGUGAUGUUCCUGAGCCUACUGAUACUGAAAAUGGUUUUUGCUUUGAAGAUUCUCCAGUUGUUGCAAGUAGAAGUCUAAUAAGGCCAGAAGUUACUCGACUUGCUGGAGAAGAUGAUGCAGGUCUUGUGGUAGAAGCAGAGUUUCCUUCACAGGAAACGAGCUUUUUAAUUGAAUCAUUGGUUAAACAACUUUGCAAGUUCGUAGAGAAAAAUACUACCAAACAGAGAGCUCUGUAUGAUGCUAUUUGUCGUAUUCUUUACAAACUGAAAUUAAUUGAUGGUACAUAUGCAAUAGAAGAACUGGAGUUUAUGAGAAACCGUUAUGUGCAAGCAGUUUGGGAUCUUCUUCAAAUUGCAAAGAUAGGAAAUGAACCAGGAGCAAAUAAUAGAUUGAUCAGUGUUGCCAGGAAAGAUUCGUUCAAGAAAGCUUUGCCCAGCAAGCUCCUGGUCCCUGAAAAAUUGUUUGAAUCAUCUCGGUAUCAAACGGAAUUUGUCGAGUUGGAGUAUAUAGCUCAUGGUGGGUUUGGCUAUGUGUACAAAGCAAGAAACAAAUUAGAUGGUGGUGAAUAUGCUAUAAAGAAAAUUUGUCUGAGAUAUCACAGGGUUGAUAAUUUUCUUAAAAGCCUGCAAGAGGUAAAGCUUUUGGCUAAACUGCAUCAUCCCAAUAUUGUUGCUUAUAAAGCAGCUUGGCUAGAACCGUUCCAGCAGAGUUCCAAUUUAGACUGUCAAAGCAGUAUUACUGAUGAUUCCCUUAGCACAUCAUUAAAUGAUGCCUCUGAUGGGAUGUCUCCAUCAAGUGAGAUGUGUAAUGGGCAGAGAGCAAAUUAUGCUUUGUCUGGAAAUGCAACAUGCAGUAGCAGUUCUCAGAGCAGUGCCAGUGAAAGUCAUGAACAAGUAAGCCAUGUAUCUGCAUCACAUAUGCAUCUAAAAAGCAAAGAGAAAUCCUAUGAUUCAGCCGAUAAAUGCUCUUCAAAGUCUACAAGUACAGAAUCCUCAGAAGAUAAGGCUAUUUGUGUGCCAUCCCAUUUAGAGGAAAUAACAUGUAAAAACCUGAAACGACUGAUACCACCUGAGAGAGAUUGUGCCACACUUUAUAUACAGAUGCAGCUAUGUGAUCAAACACUUCUGCAAUGGCUAAAUAAUAGAAAUAAUAAAAGGAUACCCAUAGAUAUUACACAAUGCCUCAAAGGAUUUCGCCAUCUGGUUUGCGGAAUUGAGUAUAUCCAUUCCCAAGGGAUAGUUCAUCAUGACAUUAAGCCAAGCAAUAUUUUUGUAAAUAGUGAGCUGAGUCAAGUCCAAGUGGGUGACUUUGGCCUUGCAUGUUUUCUGCAACAUUCACACAAGGAUGUUGCAUUAUUAUCACAGCCAACGUUGUAUGGUGACCACAGGAAUAUGGAAAUUGGAACAAAAACAUAUGCUGCUCCUGAACAGCUUGAAGGUGUUUGUAAUCAAAAGAGUGACUUGUAUAGUUUGGGAAUUGUACUGUUUGAACUGCUUCAGCCGUGUUAUACAGACAUGGAGAAGAGCAUUCUUAUAAAAGAUCUAAAAGAUGGUGCUGUGUCACAGGAGUUGUGUGCAGCAGCACCGGAACUGGUUGAGAUGAUGAUACACUUGACUUCAUGCUCUUUGGACAGAAGACCUACAUCAAAAGAACUGUUGGCUCAGCUGGAUUACUUAUCAUGCCACAAUACUAAUGAGAGCUCAGUAAUAAAACAUCUGUUAAGUGAAAUAAGCCAACGUGAUAAAGAAAUUGAAGAACUGAAGCAUGAAAAGAGACAGUAUGCGCAAGAAAUACUGGAACUGAAACUUAAAUUGGAGAGAUAUGAGACUUUAGAUAUGUCAUCAAAAAUUUAGUGUAAAUCUUUCUAGACUUUACAAAUGUGCUCAACUUCUACUCAUUGCCAGAUGAAUAAAAGACAAUGCCCAGUAUCUAGCUAUUUGGUAUCAAAUACUCUAAUUAGAUAGAGAAGAUGUGAGGGAAAGUGGAGCCAUGAAGACCAUGUGCCAAUUUUAAAAACUUUGAUUAAUUUCAUCAUAGUGUUCCUUUAUUAUGUUUCAUUAUCACUACCUAUUUAUUGUACCAAAUGUUAAUAACAUGAUAAAAAAAAGAGUGCUUUCUGGGUGGUAGUGGACGAAGCUUAUGACAGAAGAGAAGAUUCAGAAACUGAGAAAUCUUAAGCAUUACGUUAAUGUUACACAUGUGGCAAGUUAGAUAAACCCAAAUCAUGGCAGACAGGAAUUUAAAUUCAAACUACUUAAAUUUGUUUCAUGUUUCAGUAAGUGCUUGAAGAUACUUCUGCACAAUUUUUGUUUUGUGGCUACUGUGCUUAUUAUUGUCGUUUUAUUUCUACUUAACUUGUCCACCAUACUUGGUGGUUUCACUUUUGGAGAUUCAUUUUUGCCACAUUACUUAAAUUCUAUUUGUACAAGAUGUGUGUCUCUUUAAAUGAAUGACAAGACAUGUGAUCUCUUACAUAUCAGUAUUUAAGGAUUAAUGUUACUACAGAAGCAAUAGGUUAGGGCUUGUUGGAAUGAUAAGGAUAAGUGAAGUAACAUGACUUUAUUAUAAAAUGUACUUUUGUAUUUGUUGAAUAAAAUUCUUUUUACAAGAAAGCUUCAAAUGCCAGUAAAAAGUAUCACACAAGUGGAUGUAUAACAUAAUAUGAGCAAACUGCAGUACAGUCAGGUUCUAUCCAGUAGUUAACACUUCAGGAAGUGUUCUAUAAGUACAUAAAUGAGACUCAAUGGAAUGCAUGUAGGGAUAAAUUGUUCUCCUUUUAGAAAUAAGAUGUGAAACAUUUGAAGAAAGUGAAAUGGGAGGGGAAGGGGAAGACUCACUGGCAUGUGGCCAGUUGUUACAUAUUUCUUACAAAUAAACAGACACAAUUUAUGGCUUGCCAAGGGUAUUCAUAUCACACACAAAAGAGAAAUUAUAAAUACAUGCAUUCCACUGACAAAAUGCAACAGGGAAAUUCAAGUACCACACCAGUGUGUUCUGAAUCAGCCAAGACAUCUGACAACUGUCAUAUUCCAGAACAGACAAUUCCAUUUGAUGUUUAAUACCUGUAAU
This is a messenger RNA of Schistocerca cancellata (South American locust), 3314 nucleotides long. RefSeq names its product eukaryotic translation initiation factor 2-alpha kinase 1-like. The record is from RefSeq and is a predicted model, not a curated record. The transcript is spliced from 11 exons. NCBI's taxonomy places the organism in Eukaryota, Metazoa, Arthropoda, Insecta, Orthoptera, Acrididae. The coding region runs from base 158 to 2098 and encodes 646 amino acids. Gene Ontology annotation, biological process: protein phosphorylation. Gene Ontology annotation, molecular function: ATP binding; protein kinase activity.